GAAGAAGGAUGCCUAGUAGACAUUGAACUAGAACAUAGGGAACGAUACCUUUGGUUGAAUACCAAAAUAAGUUCAAACCGUAUUCACUACCUGAUCCUAUGAAUUUGAAAAUUGGUUGGGUAGAUAAGAAAAAAGGAAUGAAUUUAUGGCCAAAAUUAUAUUUUGUUGACAUAUCAAGAUAUUAUUCAGAUUUAAUAUCUAGAGACACCCUAUGGCAACAACUUGGAUGUGAAUAUAAAGAAGGCAAAGCCUAUAGAUAUUAUGCAAAUGGCUUUAUUGGAGAAGUUUUUAUUAAUCCACUCUUUGAUGACUUGCCAUACUGCUAUUUAAAAUCAAAGUGCUUACCAUUGCAAAGAGUUAAUUCAAAUCUGUAUGAUGUAUGGGCCAUUGUGAAGAAAAAUUCUGGCAAAAUAAUUUCUUGUUAUUGAAAGUGCACUGCUGGUUUACUAGGAAGCUGCAAUCAUGUUGCAGGGAUGUUGUUUUGAAUAGAGGCAGCAGUACUAUUGGGCAUCACAAAUCCUACAUGCACAGAAAAACUUGCUGUUUGGAAUGUACCAUCAAAGAAAAAGUGCAUUAAACCUGAUAAAUUGUCAAACUUUAUCUUUACCCAAAGUCGAUAUAGCAAAUCUUUACCCAAAGUCGAUAUAUCUUUACCCAAAGUCGAUAUAUAUAAAAAUCUAUACAAACCAUGAAAGCAACACUAGAAUCAUAUUUGAAACGUAAACUUGAUUACACAACUACUAAUAAACAUAGCGCUAAAUAUGUUGCAGAUAGUAAAGCAAUACGUACAGAAUUUUUCGAAAAGGUCAAAAAUCUUAUCCCAAACAGUGCUUUUGUCAAAAUGGAAGAAAGUAAAAAGAACCUUCCAGUUAAUCAAAAAUCAACAAUUAAUAGUCUAACAAUUCAAGCUUUAGUGGUUAGAUUUAACUCAGAUUUAGUUGAUGAGUUUAUUUCAUCAACUCAAUUAAGCGACGAAGAUAUUAAAAUAAUUUUUAACAACACAAAAGCACAAAGUGAGUCUAUGCUAUGGUUUGAACAAAGAAGUGGAAAAAUAACAGCAUCAAAAGUUAAACGUGUUUAUACUGCUAUGAACACUGCACUUAAAUAUAACACUGAGCCAUUUAAUCAUAUUUCAGAAGUACUUUGGAAAGAAACAGUUGUUCAAACAUGGCAGAUGAAACAUGACAUAUCCUCAGAAAAACAUGCUAAAAUUAAAUACAAAAAUAUUGUAAAAUCUCAUCACGAAAAUAUAUUGUUUAUAGGACCUGGGAUAAAUGUUUCUAGAACACAUGUAUUUCUGAGUGUUACUCCAGACAUAGAAAUUAACUGCAGUUGUCAUGGUCCUGGUGUUGUAGAGAUUAAAUGUCCACCCUCUAUUGGCGUGUCUCCUUCUGACAUAAAUUAUAAACACUUGAAAAAAAUGAAUGAUAAAGUUAUGCUAAAAAGGAAAAGCGAAUAUUUUUUUCAAGUGCAAUGUCAAAUGGCUGUAAAAGAAGUUGUUUAUGCAGAUUUUUUUUUUUUCACUCUCCAUGGUUACCAUUUAGAACGGAUUUAAUUUGACAGUAUAUUUUGGGACGACGUUUUACAUAAAGUAACACUUUUUUGGAAAACUUUUUUUUUUUCUGAGCUACAAAUAGAAAAAGUUCCGAAAAAAGAAACGUGUUUAAAUGAUGUUGUCAAUUCAACAGAUCAAAAAAUAAUGAGGUUUGUGAUAACUAUGAUUAAUGUCUAACUAUUGUUUUAGAAGAUUAAAUUAUUUAUAUAUUUUUAUA
Molecule: messenger RNA, 1772 nt
Organism: Hydra vulgaris (swiftwater hydra)
Lineage: Eukaryota; Metazoa; Cnidaria; Hydrozoa; Anthoathecata; Hydridae
Source: RefSeq, a predicted model, not a curated record